Molecule: messenger RNA, 612 nt
Organism: Eucalyptus grandis
Lineage: Eukaryota; Viridiplantae; Streptophyta; Magnoliopsida; Myrtales; Myrtaceae
Exons: 3
Coding region: 1-612 (203 amino acids)
Source: RefSeq, a predicted model, not a curated record
AUGGAGCGUCCGGAAGACGAGAUGACCGGCAGCGUCCCGACGUGGCUGGAGCGGAUGUUCGCCGCCAGCAAAUUCUACGAUCCCUGCGACUGCAAGGACCGCUGCUCGAAGCCUGCCAAGUACUACUGCAUGGCCUGCAUGAUCGUCGUCUGCGAGGAUGGCAUGGAGCAGCAUCACAAGAGUUCCGGCCACUCAAUUUUGACGGCAUACAAGUCUUCGGGGGUGGCCGCGUUCAGAAUAGAGGACCUGAAACAGGUGUGGUGUUGGUCCGGCAUCCAGCGGUACACGAUCAACCGGCGGGCGAUCGUGUACGUCAAUCAGAAAGGAGGAGCCCAUCGCACGGGCUCCUCCAACGGCGACGCCAAGUGCAGGACUUGCCAGUACAAGAUCUUAGCCCCAAACAACUUCUGCUCAGUGGAAUGCAAAGUGAAGGCUGUUUUGAAGAAGAUUGAAGAGAAAGAAGAAGAAGAGGCUUUGAACCGAGCGAAGAGGAAGCCGGAGACGACGGACGGCGAGAGCCCUAGCGACGCUCCGAAGAACGUCGCUGCAGGCGUGUCUUUCAGGAAGCGUCCGAGAAAGCAAUCCAAUCCCCAGAGGGCUCCCCUCUUCUAG